UGAAGAUGCAAAGCCCAAAAAAAAGCUCCGUGAAACGCUGAACGCCAAUAAGCUCUCGAGUUUUGAACGGCGCAGUGAAUCAUGGACGCCUCCGACGAGGAGCGCCUGCGCCAGUUGAUGCUGGGCAGCGACAGCGACGAAGACGAGCUGGACGCGACCCCAGCAGUCCCAGCGGCGCCCGCGCCAGCGCAGUCCGCGCCGCCCGCGCCAACAGAGCCAGCGAACGCAUCGGCGUUCGACUUCAUGAACGCCGCUAGCGAACCCGCCGGCCUGCGGACGGACAAGCCGCUCCUCGAUCUCUCGACGGCGCGGGACGCGCUGCGGACGGACGCGCCGGCGCCCGCCUCCUCCGCCUUCGACUUUCUGAAGGCGCCGAGCGAACCCGCCGUAGCGCCGCCGCCGCCGCCGCCGCCGCCGCCGGCCCCGAACCCCUUCGACUCGCCCGAGCAGCCCAAAACGCCACCAAAAACGGCCGCGGCGUUGGGUCUGGAGGAGGAGGCCGACGAGGACGAGCUCGACUUCACGCCGACGAAGGACACGGACGGCGACGAGGCGCUCGCGCGCGCGAUCCAGGCGUCUCUGGACGAUGCUGGAGCGAUGACGUUCGGCGACGGUCCUAUUGGUUUGAGGGUCAAGCUAGAAAAGGGCCGCCUCCGCGUCGUCGGCGUCAAGGGCGCCGCUGAAGCCAAAGGCAUCCGUGUGAAUGACAUCAUCGAGAGCGUCAACGGCGAAGCAUUGAUGAACGUGUCCGAGGCCGCCUUCGCCGAGAAAUUAAGAGUGAGGCCGGCUGCAUUAGCUGUGUCGCGUCCCCCUGUCCAACAACAGCCGAAGAAGAAGAAGCGCGAACCAGUAAGAAAGCCCCUCUCCUGGGCCGCGUCCGUCGACGCUCGCAAAUGUUCGUUAGAUGGCGUCCGCGCGUUCGCGCGGCCGUUUCCCGUGGGUGCGCCCUGGUCGAAGGCGGAGGCGAUCAUCGAGGCGGUGCUCGUGGGCCGCGGCUUUGUCAGAAGGAAGGAUUGGCCGUCGGCGAGCGCCUUGGGCGCCGAUUUAUUCUUGGCGGAUCGGUGCGGCGGCGGCGGCUCAUUAAUCGCUGGUUCUGGAGCGUCUGAUGGAAAGCGUUGCCUUGUGAUCGGCGCCCUCGCCCAACAGUCAUGGGAGGCGAAGGCCGACGACAGCGUCUUCCAGGCUCUUAUGAGUGUACGUGACGCGUUACAAAAGGAGACCUUUGAGAGUGAUGGGCUCGACGACGGGUUUCUUAGGGAUUUGCAGCGGGAAGCUGCGGUGAAACUAGAGCGACGGCUCGUGGACGCCGCGAGGCCCCUGGAUGCGAAAGCUAAGAAAGCGGAAGUGGACGCAGCUCGGGUGGCCAUUGCCUUGCAGCCGGCCUACGCUUCUGCGGGUGUGAAGCCGCCGCCACCGUCGCGGGCGCCUCCGCUAGCUUCGUAUCCCCUGGAGCUGGAGACGGAGCCCGUGUCCACCUAUCCUGGUGGCGGUGUAUCAUCUUUGCGUGAAGCGGGGAACAACGUCACCGCCUUACUGGAGUUAAGAGCCGGAAAAGAGUACGUCGCGCGCGUCGGCCGGAAGGAGAAGUCGGUUCAGGCGCGGGUCGAGAACGCUCUACAAUCCUCGAAAGCUGUGGUCGGUGCCUUGGUGCAGCGACGGCGGCGGAACCUGCCGCCGUCGCCGCUCGAGACGGCCUUGGCCGAGAAAUUCCGGACCGCCUCCCAGGACGCGUUCCUCUACGCGUGUAGGGCGAUGAUAAUUACGGAAACCGCGCCGAAAGGUGGGACGCUGACCGUGACGUCCGACGCGCUGUACUUCUCCUCACAAGGCAUAGCGGGCUUCGGGGCCGUGGCGCAAGUAUUACCCUACAAGGCGAUGCGUGCCGUCGACGUCACUUCGGGUUCGGGGUUCACGGAGCGCCUCGUGGCCAAGGGCGCCUCCGUCUUGGCCACGGAGGCGCCCUCCACGCUAGUCGUCGAAGACGUGUCCGGGAACUCGCAACGGUUCGUCGUGCCGCCGACGCCUUUAGUUGACGCGCACGCGGACCUAGUCCUGCAGAUCGUCACUAUCGCGCGCGCGCUGCCGGCGCCCUCAUCAGAACCGUCGCGCCGCGUGUCCAUCGACAACGCGCUGCCGCAGCCGCCGACGGGCGGUUCUCUUCGUGACUUCCUCGCGGCGUCGCGGACCUCUGGAAGUUCCAGCGACCCGCGGUCCGCACUGACUCCUGCUGAACGGCGGUCGAGCGGUGGGCCGACGUUCCUGUAGUAACUAUUAUGUGACUUAUGA
This is a messenger RNA of Pelagomonas calceolata, 2286 nucleotides long. The record is from the annotation of a GenBank genome assembly. NCBI's taxonomy places the organism in Eukaryota, Pelagophyceae, Pelagomonadales, Pelagomonadaceae.